Messenger RNA from Paramecium octaurelia, 3064 nucleotides. The record is from the annotation of a GenBank genome assembly. Lineage: Eukaryota; Ciliophora; Oligohymenophorea; Peniculida; Parameciidae.
AUGUAAUUAUAAGUCAAAAUAACACAAAGAACAGAUUGCUAUGUUAGUCUACCAAGGAUGUUCUAGUAAUUCACAACACAAUCGUUCUCUUAAGGGAAUCUAGGUUAGGUGAUAAAAGCGUAAUGAUAUCCUCUUUAUUAAAGUGAAUUAAUGAAGACCCAAAAGAUUGCAUAUUUUAGUUGUUAAGGAAUUUCUGAAGAUAAUAAGAUAGAAAUUGGUUUUUAAUUUGCUUAGCUUUUAAAUAUUGAUGACGGUGAUUAUGUAUAAAUAGCAACAGGUAAUUUUCUUUUUAGAAUAAAUUUAAGUCUCAAAUUGCAAUCAAUCCAGUGCCAUAACUAUAUAUGUUCAAAAAUGGUCAGAUUAUAUGAUUGUUCAGCAUUAAAAAGAUGAUUUUGAAACAGGUCUUCUUAAUAAUAUUUAAAUUGUCUAUAAUGAAUUGCUUUUUCCAAUAUUUUAUCAAGAAGGACAAUUUGUAACUUUUACUUUCAAAGCCUAAGACUAUAAGGGUCCAAUUGCCAUCAGUCCUAACUGUGAAAUUAAUAUUUUAAUUGAAGAGGAAUAAAAACCAGAACAGAAAUUGGAUUUAAUUGAAUUGAAUGUCCUACUCAAAGACAUAGAUUCUUUUGAAUCCUAUAUUGAAAUAAAUACAGAUUUAUAUCAUAAUAAUAGAUUGGACAAAUUAUAUUAGAUAACAUACUCAUCAUCCUUUCCUAAAUCAUAUAGAAAUUAUGUUAAAUAUGCCAAACACCUGAAAAAAAACAAAUAGAAAUAAAAUAUUCCUAAAACUGCAAUUGUCUAAUUCAGAUAAGAUAAUGAUAUUAAUAAUAAAUAUUGUUUCAUUUCCAAAUUUUAUGCUAAACAUCUUGGAAUAAGAGAAGGUUAAGUGAUUUUAAUUAAUACAAAAGAAUAGGAUAUUAGUAAAGAAGCAACUAUUAGAACAAUCAAAAGAAACUAACUUAUAUUUCAAAAAAUAUAUUUCAAUUUCUACACAGAAUUACCCUUAAAAAAAGAGUUUAUCAUUUCAUAGAUAUUGGAAAAAAUUGAAAAAAACUAAUAAACUGUUUUACAAAGUAAUUAAUGAUUAAAAUAUUAAGGCAGAGUUCAUUAUCUUUAAGAAUCUUAAGAACAACUCUACUUUUUGAGAAUAGUACAAUUAAUUGGCAAUCAACCAGAACACUUCCUCUAAACAUUGUCAAUUGUAAAUGAACAUAAUGAACCUAAAGUAAUCGGAGAAAGAGAAAAAGGGUUGCUAACAAAACACUUAGAAGAACAUCUUAGAGUAAUUGGAUUUACAAGUCCAAUAUAAAAAGAAAUUAAACUCACUUAAUACUAAGGUUUAAAAUCCAAAAAAGUACUUAAAUAGGAUUACAAAUUAUUUUUAUAAUUAUUUAAUGGGCCAAUCAAAUAAAUAGAAUCCAUAUUAACUUAAGAAUAAAAAUCUUAAUGUUUGAUUAGUUGUAAAGAAACUUAAGCAAUGCAAAUUUUGGUUUCCUAUUUUAAAACUAAAUAUGAAGUAAUUAAAUUAAAUAUAGACAAAUUAAAUCAGCAAGGCUAGAAUGAAAAACUAUCAAAUGGUAUAAAUUUUCAUAUAUCAUAGUUAAAAAAUUUAUCAAGCAUAUCUUCUGGUAAUCAAGACAGGUUUCUUUGAAUGAAAUUCUUAUAGUACUUAAAGGAGUUGAAUCUAUUAAAAGCAUAGAUUUAAUUGAUUUUUAAUAGUCAUACUAAAUACUUAUUUCAAAUGUAUAUUUUAUCAUUCAUCUAGGUUUUAAGUAAGAUUAUUAGAAACUCAAUUGUGGAAUAUCCAUCUGUAAAAUUAAUAGUGAUUUCACCAUCUAAAGACUAUUUAAAUGGAAAUCUAUAAAGUAUUUUUAUAAUCUAAAAUAAGAAAUAUUUUCAAAGGACACUAUCAUAGAAUUCAAUAAACCAAAAUAAGAGCUCAGAUAGAGAAUUUUUGAAUAAUGUUAUCAUUCUAAUGAGAUUAAGAAAUCGGCUGAACUUUUAGCAUCAAAAUCUGAAAACUUCAAUUAUUCUCAAUUUCACGCUUUAUAAAAUAGAGAAAAAUAUUAAGAAGAACUGAAUCAAGAAAUAUCAUAAGAAUGGAUUUUAUAAUAAAUUAAUGAUUUGCAAGAUUAAUAGGUGUAAUUGAGUAAAAAGAUACCCACUUUUAAAGAAAUAGGUGGCUUGAAAGAAUAAAAGUAAAUAAUAUUGGAUCUAUUUGAAUUGCCUAUGAAAUAUGAGCAUUUGUUUGCUAAAUCCAAAAUUAAGCUACCAAAGAGUGUUUUAAUUUAUGGAAUGCCAGGUUGUGGCAAGACCUAUUUUAGUUUGAGUAUCUGUAAUGAAUUAAAGAUUAAUGUGAUUACAGUAAAGGGACCUGAAUUACUAGAUAAAUAUAUAGGUAUAUUAAGCAUUAAUAAGUUUAGGAUCUUCUGAAUAGAAUGUUAGAGAUCUAUUCUAAAAGGCAUAAUCAUAGUCUCCUUGCAUUAUAUUUUUGGAUGAAAUUGAUUCCGUAGUGCCAGUGAGAACAUCUUCACAUUCGGGAGUGACAGAUAGGGUUGUGAAUCAAUUUUUAUGCUAUUUGGAUGGAGUGGAGGAAGGAAUGAAGGGAGUAUACAUAGUAGCUGCUUCUAGUAGACCUGAUUUAAUCGACCCAGCUAUUUUAAGACCAGGAAGAAUAGAUAAGCAUGUUAGAAUAGAUCUACCUAAUAAGGAGGAGAUUCUUUAAAUUUUGGAUAUUUACAAAGGACCAUUAGAGUUUGAUGGAAUUUCAGAAUAAGAAAUAGCAGAUUAAUUGUUUGGGUUAUCAUAGGCAGAUGUUGUGUCCUUUUUCAAAGAAGCCAGAAUAUAUUUAACUGAUAGGAUAGUUUAAUUAGAAGACUUUAGUCUUAAAAGAAAGGUGCAAAAGAUUGAAGAUUUUAAAUUAACAAAGGAUUUGUUUUAGGAUAUUAUGAAGAGUAUGAAACCAAGUUUAAGUUAAAAAUAAAUACUCUUUUAUAAAGAUGUUUAUAACAGAUUCGAGAAGGGAGGCUUAAAAGAUAUGAGUAAUCAAAAAUAAGCCUUGUAGUGA